Molecule: messenger RNA, 1601 nt
Organism: Bombus terrestris (buff-tailed bumblebee)
Lineage: Eukaryota; Metazoa; Arthropoda; Insecta; Hymenoptera; Apidae
Product: probable serine hydrolase
Exons: 7
Coding region: 241-1191 (316 amino acids)
Source: RefSeq, a predicted model, not a curated record
AUUUUAAAGUGGUAUUUAAUAUUUCAAAUGUCUUUGAAGAAUAUGUUAUCAGUUACGAAAUCCUUAAGUAUAGUCGUCAAAAUUAUAUAAUACUUAAUAUUCGAAUUCGUUUCAUGACAAGUAUUAAUUUCGUAUUUGUUACGAAAUUUGUAUAAAGUGAGAUUUAUCGAUAAAUAUAUAUAAACAACAUAAUAUCCAUUGAAAAUUUGGAACAGUAACUAGUAUUCUAUCACUAACAAAAUGAGUACAAUUGACAAAGUCUUAACAAAAUCUACUCCUACCAAAAAUAUAAAUGGACAUAAUAUCCAUAGUGUGGAGGAAAUUCAGAUACCUGUACCAUGGGGCAUCAUAAGCGGCAAAUGGUGGGGUCCCAAAGGGGUUCAACCAAUAGUGGCAUUACAUGGACGACAAGACAAUGCUGGCAGUUUUGACACUUUGAUUCCUCUAUUAUCUGAUGAGAUUUCAGUACUCUGUUUGGAUAUGCCUGGUCAUGGUUUAUCUUCCCAUUAUCCAAAAUGUCAGUACUAUUAUGUUUAUUGGGAUGGUAUUAUUCUACUACGUAGAAUUGUGAAAUAUUUCAAGUGGACAAAGGUGAAAUUACUUGGACAUUCCUUAGGAGGAGCAAUAUCAUUUUUAUAUGCUGCAUCUUUUCCUGAUGAAGUAGAAUUCAUGAUAAGUUUAGAUAUUGCAAGUCCCAGUAUAAGAGAUAUAAAAAAAUGUCCCGAUAUAAUUAGUGAUAAUAUUGACAAAUUUCUAAAAUAUGAAUCACUACAAUCUGGUGGUAUUCCAUCCUACGAUUAUAAUGAAGUGCUUGAAAUUGUUGAAGAUGCUUAUAAAGGUUCCAUAACUAAAGAAGGCGCAAUAAUAUUAAUGAAACGUGGUUUACGACCUGCCACUGAACCUGAGCGAUAUUAUUUUUCACGCGAUCCACGAUUGAAGGUUUCUGCAUUGGGUAUGAUAUCUUUGGAUCUAGUACUUGCAUAUGCAUCUCGAAUAAAGUGCGCUUAUCUUAAUAUUCGUGCUGUACCCGGAAUGAAAUUUGAUAAUCCAGAAUCUUAUGAAAAAAUAUUAGAUGAAAUAAAACUAGGUGCUAAAAGAUUUGAAUACCACAAAGUAGAAGGAACUCAUCAUGUACAUUUAAAUAAUCCUGAAAGAAUUGCACCCAUAAUUAACAAUUUCAUAAGUACUUAAUGAUUAAAUAUUUUUAACUGUAAACUGUGAAAUUUGUUUAAAAAUGAGUCAUGAGUUAAAAAUAUCUAAAAAAUAAUAAAUAUUACUAGUUACAAGGCCAAUGAACGAUGUUUUUAUAGUAUUUAGUGGUAUAUUAUUUUAAUGGGUAUUAUAUUUACUAGCCAACGGCGAUAACGCAUUAAAGUUUUGCUAACGCAGCGUAGCAAACUUAUACCGGUUUAUGCUUCUACGCAUAACUUAGUGAUAAAUGACCUCAAAGCGAUAUACAUUAUCAUUUCGUUUUUUCUUGUAUUAACUUAAUUUCCAUAGUUUUAACGAAAAGAAAAACGAUUUUGGUACUAUAUGCAAAUGUAAUUUAUUUUUUAAAAACUUUGUUUAUAAUUUAUUGUAAUAAAUAAUUGUGAAAAGGA